AUGUCCAACUUUGGCGAUUUCUUCGACAACUACCUGCAAUCUGCAAGCUUGUGUUGCGCUCAAACUGGUCUCACACCUCCGUAUUCCGGUGGUCUGACUGAUGAAGACUUCUUCGCCCCAAUUGGAUCUACAGUACAAUCGCCUGGUUCUUCUAAUGGAUCGACUUCUGGAUCCCUUGGAUCGAUGGAUUCUUCAAAUUGUUCUGACUCCUUUUCUAGCUCAAUUGGAUCAACUGGAUAUUUGGAUCAGACCCAAGCGAGCUUUGCUGGACCAGUCCGUAGACAAAUGGAGAAUAAGAUUCCUGGAUUACAUGAGAACUUCGUUCAAUCCAAUGACUUCCUGGAAUAUGAGGAUUUGCUUCAAAACGUCACACUUCGACCACUCGUUCCAGCGGCAAAGUCUUAUCAACCCAUGGAACAAUUAGUCAAUCUACGAGCGCCAAUUGCUCCAUCUCUACCAGGCCAGACCUACCUACCAAUGGAUCUAUUAGUCGGCCAAUCAGAUCGUCUAUCACCAUCCAGCACCAUACCAUCUCCAACUUCGUCCGUGUCAUCUAACACUUCCUUGAUCAAUUUGGACGCCAACCUCCCCAAUGGAGUUUCAAUCAACACUGCCGACAUCAUCAAUGCUUGUGAAAGUUCCAGAAGACGAUUUGGAUUCAAUGGAAAGAUGCUCAGUCAGAAGACUUUUUCUGAACUGGUUCUUCAACGCACUCAAGCAUAUUAUUCAAGUAUUUGCAAGAAUCCAAAACCAUGGGAGUCCCUUACCGAGAUGGGAAAAGCUCUCUACGUCCGUAUCUACAAUUGGAUUCAAUUGAGCGAUGAUGAGAAGAAGACAUACCUGGAAGUGAUGGAGAAGAUGGAAAAACAACCAGUAGAACCUGAAGAGAAGAAAACGCGGACCAAGUUCACCGAAUACCAAGAGAAAGCUCUGGAAGCGGUGUUUCAAUUGUGCCAAUGUCCAACAACGGUUACCAAAAGAAGUCUUGCCAAAAAAUUGAAUCUUCCAUUUGUUGUUAUUCAGAAUUAUUUUUUGAAUCACCGCAGAAGAAAAUAA
Caenorhabditis briggsae is the source of this 1056-nucleotide messenger RNA. The transcript is spliced from 2 exons. The coding region runs from base 1 to 1056 and encodes 351 amino acids. Gene Ontology annotation, biological process: regulation of transcription by RNA polymerase II. Gene Ontology annotation, cellular component: nucleus. The record is from RefSeq and is a predicted model, not a curated record. NCBI's taxonomy places the organism in Eukaryota, Metazoa, Nematoda, Chromadorea, Rhabditida, Rhabditidae. Gene Ontology annotation, molecular function: RNA polymerase II cis-regulatory region sequence-specific DNA binding; DNA-binding transcription factor activity, RNA polymerase II-specific.